GUUCUGGCUUUGACAAGAGCUCUGGUACUUGGGUAUCCCUGUCCCGCGUGGCUGGUCUGUGCAACCGAGCCGUUUUCAGAUCCGGACAGGAGAACUUACCCAUCCUGAUGAGGGACACAGCGGGGGACGCGUCAGAGUCAGCCCUGCUGAAAUGCAUCGAGCUGUGUUCAGGCAGUGUUCGUGACAUGAGAGCCAGAAAUCCCAAAGUGGGUGAGAUCCCCUUCAACUCCACCAACAAGUACCAGCUCUCCAUCCACGAAGUGGAGGACAAUCCCUCUGGUCAUCUUCUGGUGAUGAAGGGAGCGCCGGAGAGAAUCCUGGACAGGUGCAGCACCAUCAUGAUGCACGGCCAGGAGGAACCCCUUGAUGAAAACUGGAGAGAUGCCUUUCAGAACGCCUACCUGGAGCUGGGCGGACUGGGAGAAAGAGUGCUGGGAUUCUGCCACUUGAAUCUGUCUCCAUCCCAGUUUCCUCGAGGAUUCACCUUCGACUGCGACUACACAAACUUCCCCACGGAGCAGCUCUGCUUUCUGGGUCUCAUCUCCAUGAUUGAUCCGCCGCGUGCCGCUGUGCCCGACGCUGUGGGUAAAUGCCGCUCCGCUGGCAUCAAGGUCAUCAUGGUAACCGGGGACCACCCCAUCACAGCCAAGGCCAUUGCCAAAGGGGUGGGCAUCAUCUCUGAGGGCAACGAGACGGUUGAGGACAUCGCUGAGAGACUGAUCAUCCCUCUGAGCCAGGUUAACCCCAGGGAUGCCAAGGCUUGUGUGGUGCACGGCUCAGACUUAAAGGACAUGAGCUACGAGUAUCUGGACGACCUGCUAAGGAACCACACUGAGAUUGUUUUCGCUCGCACCUCUCCUCAGCAGAAGCUCAUCAUCGUGGAGGGCUGCCAGAGACAGGGGGCCAUCGUGGCUGUGACGGGGGAUGGAGUGAACGACUCACCGGCUUUGAAGAAGGCAGACAUCGGCGUUGCCAUGGGGAUUGCCGGUUCUGAUGUGUCCAAGCAGGCAGCUGACAUGAUCCUGCUGGAUGACAACUUUGCCUCCAUCGUUACCGGAGUGGAGGAGGGUCGUCUCAUCUUUGAUAACUUGAAGAAGUCCAUUGCUUACACAUUAACCAGCAACAUCCCAGAGAUCUCGCCCUUCCUCCUCUUCAUCAUCGCCAGUGUUCCUCUUCCUCUGGGAACUGUCACCAUCCUCUGCAUCGACCUGGGCACUGACAUGGUCCCUGCAAUCUCCUUAGCUUAUGAGUCGGCUGAAAGUGACAUUAUGAAGCGCCAACCAAGAAAUCCGAAAACAGACAAGCUGGUCAAUGAACGCCUCAUCAGCAUGGCGUACGGACAGAUAGGUAUGAUCCAGGCUCUGGCCGGAUUUUUCACCUACUUUGUGAUCUUGGCUGAAAAUGGCUUCCUCCCUAAAGACCUGCUGGGCAUCCGCAUCAGCUGGGAUGACCGUGAAUUCAAUGACCUGGAGGACAGCUAUGGGCAGCAGUGGACGUAUGAACAGAGGAAGAUCAUUGAGUUCACCUGCCACACAGCCUUCUUUGCCAGCAUUGUGGUUGUCCAGUGGGCUGAUGUGAUCAUCUGCAAGACCAGGAGGAAUUCACUCUUUCAGCAAGGCAUGAAGAACAGGAUCCUGAUCUUCGGCCUGUUUGUAGAGACGUCCCUGGCUGCCUUCCUCUCUUACUGCCCUGGGAUGGACGUGGCCCUGCGCAUGUACCCCAUGAAGAUUCUGUGGUGGUUCUGUGCCUUUCCCUACAGCCUGCUCAUUUUUGUUUACGAUGAAGUCCGUAAAUUCAUUCUGCGGAGGAGCCCAGGAGGUUGGGUGGAGCAGGAGACGUAUUAUUAACAUUCAGAAAAUGUCAGUUUGCAUCGUGUGUGUGUUUUACUUCCGGGCUUUGUGAGGGUGAAACUGCGUGUGUGUCUGUCAGAUGUAAUAUUGCAUGGAUCAGUUCACAAAUCCGAUUAUCAUAAAAUACUGCUGAAAAAAGGCUUGCGAGUUGUUCCUUUCUCCUGUUUCAUCAGAAAACAUUUACAGCAAGAUGAUGUUCUUGUGCACCUUGGUGCCUUACGUAAACUCUUCCUGAAGUGAUGUAUUGUGGCCUUUGAAUGAAAAGCAACAGUGAAUGAUUUUCAUCAGUUUGAAAGUUUUCAAAUAAAAUGGAUUACUAUCUAUGA
Molecule: messenger RNA, 2176 nt
Organism: Poecilia latipinna (sailfin molly)
Lineage: Eukaryota; Metazoa; Chordata; Actinopteri; Cyprinodontiformes; Poeciliidae
Product: sodium/potassium-transporting ATPase subunit alpha-2-like
Exons: 15
Biological process (GO): sodium ion export across plasma membrane; intracellular potassium ion homeostasis; proton transmembrane transport
Cellular component (GO): plasma membrane
Molecular function (GO): ATP binding; ATP hydrolysis activity; P-type sodium:potassium-exchanging transporter activity
Source: RefSeq, a predicted model, not a curated record